AUGUUCUAUGUACUCGGCUCCACAAGACCAGAGUACAAUCAAAAGGUUAACGUCCUCGUGUUACUGGCACCUGUAUGUUACCUUCAGAAUGUUCCACCACCAUUGAAGGUGGUGAUUCAAUAUUCACCAAUUAUACACAACCUGGCUACAUCACUUCAUGCACAAGAGGACAAACCUCUUGUAAAGAAAACGCAGUGGUGA
Molecule: messenger RNA, 201 nt
Organism: Parnassius apollo (apollo)
Lineage: Eukaryota; Metazoa; Arthropoda; Insecta; Lepidoptera; Papilionidae
Source: the annotation of a GenBank genome assembly